UCUCGUAUCUGUUUGGUUGCAAAAUCUCCUCUAGUUUUCUCUUUCUCUCUCUCUCCUCGUUCGUCGCCGUCGCUGAUCCAGUUGAUUCAUAUUCCGCGGGUCGAUUGGUGUUAGUUUUGAUCUAAUGGCUGGAGGAGGAAUUAUCCAGCAGCUUCUGAGGAGGAAACUUCACUCCCCUUCAGUGGCGGCUCCGGUCCUGUCAUGGUUUUCUUCGAAGAAAGCUCAGGAGGAUGCUUCGUCUGCUGGUGUUAGAGCUCUGUUACUGAUGGGUGCUGGUGUGACGGGAUUACUGAGUUUUUCAACAGUAGCGUCCGCUGAUGAGGCUGAACAUGGUUUGGAGUCUCCGAACUACCCUUGGCCCCAUGAUGGCAUCCUAAGCUCAUAUGAUCAUGCUUCGAUCCGACGUGGGCACCAAGUUUACCAGCAAGUCUGUGCAUCUUGUCACUCAAUGUCUCUGAUCUCGUACAGAGAUUUGGUGGGUGUUGCCUACACAGAGGAAGAAGCAAAAGCAAUUGCAGCUGAAAUUGAGGUUGAAGAUGGACCUAAUGAUGAGGGUGAGAUGUUUAGUCGUCCCGGUAAGCUCAGUGACUGGUUUCCUCAGCCAUACUCGAACGAAGCAGCUGCAAGGUUUGCUAAUGGAGGAGCAUAUCCUCCAGAUCUAAGUCUUAUAACCAAGGCACGCCACAAUGGCCAGAAUUAUGUCUUUGCUCUUCUGACUGGUUACCGUGACCCGCCUGCUGGUGUUUCGAUAAGAGAUGGUUUACACUACAAUCCUUAUUUCCCUGGGGGAGCAAUUGCUAUGCCCAAAAUGCUCAACGAUGAAGCUGUGGAGUACGAAGAUGGUCCCCCUGCCACAGAAGCUCAGAUGGGUAAAGAUGUUGUAUCAUUCUUGGCAUGGGCAGCUGAACCAGAAAUGGAAGAGAGGAAAUUGAUGGGAUUCAAAUGGAUAUUCCUACUGUCGCUUGCUCUGCUCCAAGCUGCGUAUUACAGGAGACUGAAGUGGUCGGUUCUCAAAUCCAGGAAGCUGGUCCUCGACGUUGUGAACUGAAUAAAAGCUUUGAACGUUUGUUCGCACAGAUGCCCUGUCAAAGUCAAAUAGAAGAGGAGCCCAUUUGGUCAGGUAAUAAUAACAUUCCUGUUUGUUUUUGCCCAAUUCGCAAUUUGAGAGCUGUAUUAUCAGAUUAGGGAGGAAAAAAUGGAAUAAAAGCUUUAUUUUUACCUUCAUAUAUAAGUUAUAACCCUUGAUUUUUAUAUUAUUUUGAUUGUUGUCA
Messenger RNA from Tarenaya hassleriana, 1271 nucleotides. Its product is annotated as cytochrome c1 1, heme protein, mitochondrial-like. The record is from RefSeq and is a predicted model, not a curated record. The transcript has 8 exons. NCBI's taxonomy places the organism in Eukaryota, Viridiplantae, Streptophyta, Magnoliopsida, Brassicales, Cleomaceae. Bases 125 to 1048 code for a protein of 307 amino acids. Gene Ontology annotation, molecular function: electron transfer activity; heme binding. Gene Ontology annotation, biological process: mitochondrial electron transport, ubiquinol to cytochrome c.